AUGUGGUCUUGCAUAACUGACUUCUUCACCUAUGAAACCACAAAGUCAGUGGUAGUCAAGAGCUGGACAAUCGGCAUCAUCAACCGAGCCGUCCAACUCCUCAUCUUCACUUAUUUCAUCGGGUGGGUAUUUGUUUAUGAAAAGGCUUACCAAGUGAGGGACACAGCAAUUGAAUCUUCAGUGAUGACAAAAGUAAAAGGUUUUGGAGUCCACAAUGACAAAGUCAUGGAUGUUGCAGACUAUGUCACUCCAACACAGGGAGCUUCUGUCUUCUGCAUCAUUACCAAAUUGAUCACAACGGAAAACCAAGUCCAAGGCCACUGUCCAGAGAGUGAGGAUAAAUAUAUUUGUACCCAUGACAGCAACUGCACACGGUUUGUUAACAAGCCAGGAAGUUAUGGAAUUCUUACAGGAAGAUGUGUUGCUUUCAAAGCCACUAUCAAGACCUGUGAAAUUAAAGGGUGGUGUCCUGCUGAGAUUGAUACCAUAAAAACCACACCAAUGAUCGAAGUGGAAAAUUUCACGAUUUUCAUCAAAAACAGCAUUCGAUUUCCAACCUUCAAUUACACAAAAGGCAACUUCCUCCCCAACAUCACCGACGAGUACAUCAAUAAAUGUAACUUUGACAUGGUCAACAAUACUUAUUGCCCCAUCUUCAAAGUGGGAGAUGUAGUCCGCUAUGCACAGCAGAACUUCACCAAACUUGCAGACAAGGGGGGUGUGAUAGGAAUAAAGAUUGGCUGGAUGUGUGAUUUGGACAAAUCAGACGACCAGUGCAACCCUUCAUACUCAUUCACUCGACUGGAUGCGAUGUCACAGAAGAACACUGUCUCACCUGGUUACAAUUUCAGAUUUGCCAAAUAUUAUAAGAUGGAAAAUGGGACCGACUACCGUACAUUGGUGAAAGCCUAUGCAAUAAGGUUUGAUGUGCUCGUCAAUGGAAAUGCAGGAAAGUUCAACAUGAUUCCCACACUUAUCAACAUGGUAGCAGCCUUCACUUCAAUUGGUGUGGGUACUGUGCUUUGUGACAUCAUACUGCUGAACUUUCUGAAGGGAGCAGAGCUGUACAAGGCCAAGAAAUUUGAAGAGGUGUCGGACAACUCACUGGAUUCUCAAAACAGCAGGCUUUAUCGCAGCCAGCUGUCACAUCAAAACAAUGAAGCCUUUAUGAAGUCCAGUGAUUUGGGAUCUUAUUCCACUGAAUAUUACAGCUACCAGUGA
Messenger RNA from Phycodurus eques (leafy seadragon), 1221 nucleotides. Its product is annotated as P2X purinoceptor 3-like. NCBI's taxonomy places the organism in Eukaryota, Metazoa, Chordata, Actinopteri, Syngnathiformes, Syngnathidae. The record is from RefSeq and is a predicted model, not a curated record. The transcript has 12 exons. The coding region runs from base 1 to 1221 and encodes 406 amino acids. Gene Ontology annotation, molecular function: extracellularly ATP-gated monoatomic cation channel activity; purinergic nucleotide receptor activity; ATP binding. Gene Ontology annotation, biological process: monoatomic cation transmembrane transport; response to ATP. Gene Ontology annotation, cellular component: plasma membrane; nuclear inner membrane.